This is a messenger RNA of Capsicum annuum, 1423 nucleotides long. Its product is annotated as transcription factor bHLH128. Gene Ontology annotation, cellular component: nucleus. Gene Ontology annotation, biological process: regulation of transcription by RNA polymerase II. The transcript is spliced from 6 exons. The record is from RefSeq and is a predicted model, not a curated record. NCBI's taxonomy places the organism in Eukaryota, Viridiplantae, Streptophyta, Magnoliopsida, Solanales, Solanaceae. Bases 124 to 1233 code for a protein of 369 amino acids. Gene Ontology annotation, molecular function: DNA-binding transcription factor activity, RNA polymerase II-specific; protein dimerization activity; RNA polymerase II cis-regulatory region sequence-specific DNA binding.
GCUCUUCCCUCUUCUUCCCCCAUCCUCCUCCCCACCCCCACUCUCUCUAUUAAUUUCUCAAACCUCCAAAUCUUAACACAAAUCUAAACAAUUCUAAAAAAAAUUGAGUUUUUCCAUUAUUAAAUGUAUCCAUCUUCAACAUCUUCUUCAUCUUCAAUGAGCCACAGCAGCAGCACUGCCGCUGCUGGCGGUGCUGCUGCUGGAGGAGGAGGUCUAACUCGCUACGGUUCAGCCCCUGGUUCAUUUCUAACCACGGCAGUUGAAUCCAUAGUUAAUGGUGGGAACCAUGAAUACGCUUCCGCGGCUCAUGGAUCUCAUCAAUCUCAUCAUCAUCACUCACACCUUGGUACGACUCCUUCACAGUAUUUUCCAUCCAAAGCUCCUAAAGAACAACAGUCCACCAAUUUGCAAAGGUCAAUUGGUUUCAAUGACCUAACAAUUGGUGGUGGCGGUGGCGGUGGUGGUGGUGGUAAUAGUACUGGAGUUAUGCCAACGGCGGCGGCGUCUUCAACAACGCCGUUGGUUAGACAUAGUAGCUCACCAGCUAGGUUUCUUAAUCAACUUGCUGCUGCAGCUGGUGAUACUGGGUUCUCAAUGGGGAGAGGAAGCUACAACACGAAAGGCGUUGGAGAUAGUGGCCGGGGAAUAACAAGGCUGAACUCCCAGCUGAGCUUCACAAGGCAAGAAGGUCUCUCUCAAAUAGCAGAGGAAAAUGAGGAUAUCGAAGGGACCAGUACAGACAACGGCCACAGAAAGUCGACACAUUCUUAUGCCACUGCAAGUAGCUUCUCCAUGGGUUCUUGGGAAGACAACAAUUCUAUAAUGUUCUCUGUCACACCGAGCAAACGAGCCAAGCACAUUAGCAAUGACAUUGUCAAUGGGCUUGAUGAUGGGGAAACUCAGUUUCAGUUUGGUUUGUCUCAGACAGCGCUAGAAAUGGCAUCUAUGGAUAGAUUGCUGCACAUCCCGGAGGAUUCUGUUCCUUGCAAAAUUCGAGCCAAGCGUGGUUGUGCUACUCAUCCUCGCAGCAUUGCAGAAAGGGAAAGAAGAACCAGAAUUAGUGGUAAGCUAAAGAAGUUACAAGAUCUUGUUCCGAACAUGGACAAGCAAACGAGCUACGCUGACAUGCUGGAUCUAGCAGUGCAGCAUAUUCGAACCCUUCAAGAUCAGGUCCAGAAUCUGAAUACAGAACUUGAAAACUGCAAAUGUGGAUGUAAGAAAUCAAGUCAAUAACAAAAUGGGAGGAAGCACUUUAGCUGAAGAUUGACUUAAAGAGGAUUUUUUUUAUCAUCAUUUCUUCUUAGAAACACAAAUUUGUACAUAAGGAAGUAAAUUAUAUGUUUGUUUUGGAUUAUUUCUAGUUUCUUUUUUUCCCUCUUAACAUUUACAUUUUUAAUCCAGUUUUGAGUUUAUUUUGCUUGAA